AUGCCAGCUACCAGAAAUUCAUCUUCUACUAUGGAAGAGCAAUUAAGAAGUAUGGAGCAAAGAUUGGAGGAACAAUCUCAGAAACAAGAAGCUCAAUCAAGAUUGUUUGAAGAAUCGAUGGCUAGAAUGUUGCAGGCCAUUACUGAACUCAAGAAUGAUAGGGGUGACAGAAGACCAUCUGAAUCUCCAAGAUCCGAAACUGGAGAAAGAAGCUCAGCAAGGAUUCUGGGGUAUGUACCUAAACUGGAGUUCCCUAAAUUUGAUGGCACUAAUGCUAGGCUAUGGAUAAAGAAAUGCAGUAAGUAUUUCUCACUUUGCAAGAUUGCUGAUGAUCAGAAAGUAGAUUUAGCAUCAUUACAUAUGAUUGAGAAGGCAGAAUGUUGGGUAACAAGUUACUUAGCUGUGAGGAAAGGUGUUGAUUGGUCUGACUUUGUAAUUGAUGUUAAUGCAAGAUUUAAAGAUGAUUCUAGCAGAAACGUAGUUGAAAAAUUUAACAAGUUACAGCAAGAUGGAUCUCUAGAACAAUACAUUGAUGAUUUUGAAACAUUAAAGUCAUUAAUGAUGCAAGAUAAUCAUGAUCUUCCUGAGGCAUACAUGUUAGACAGCUUCAUAGGAGGUAUGAAACCUGCUGUCAAACCCUUGGUAAAAGCUUUCAAACCUACUUCUAUAACCCAAGCAAUUGAGUAUGCUAGGUUAUUAGAAGAAUCUUUAAGCCUAAACACAACCAAAUACCCUAAACACACAUCUAACUUUGCCUAUUCUAAACCAAUCCAAGCAACUCCAUUAUCUUCUCACCCACCUUUAUUACCUAAUCCAUUACAACCUUCAACUUCUUCUCUUCCUCUCACAAAAUUUAACCCAAGACAAAGAAACUCAAGGCAUAUUCCUGCUGAUGUCAAGGCUGAUAAGAUUGCAAGGGGUCUAUGCUAUUAUUGUGAUAAGCCAUUUGAGAAGGGUCAUAAGUGUGACUUCAAGGAACCUCAACUGUUUACAGUUGAAAUUCCUGGAUCUUCCUCUGAUAAUGAUGAAGACUCACCACUGCCAGAGAGUCCACAAGGUACAGAACCUUGUAUUUCAGUACAUGCUUUAUCAGGAAACCAAAGUUAUAAUACUAUGAGGCUUACUGGAGUUCAGGAGGGCAGGACAUUACAUAUCUUGGUGGAUUCAGGAAGCACCCAUAACUUCUUGGACCUAUCAACAGCCAAGAAACUGGGAUGUAAGUUGGAAUUUAUUCCUUCCCAAGCAGUAACUGUAGCAGAUGGGAAUAAUUUACAAUGUCAGUAUAUAGUGAAGGAUUUUGAAUGGGAAAUGAAUGGGAAACUAUUCACUACAGAUGUGAUGUUGAUAGACUUGGGCAGCUGUGAUAUGGUCCUUGGUAUUCAAUGGUUAAGUACUUUAGGCACUGUAUUUUGGGAUUUUAAAAAGUUGAUCAUGGAGUUCACUUAUGAUGGUGUUCAGUUUGUAUUGAAAGGUCUCACCCCUAAGAAAUUGGCUGUAACUAAUGCCAUUUCUAACAAGUCUCUGGAACAUGCUGCCCAGUUAUGUUUGAUUCAGGUAAGACAAGUGUGCCUAGCUGGGGAAACUCAGUUGCUAAACCUAGAAACUAUGUCUUCCCAAACUCCUGCACUUGAGUUACUUGCUUUACAACAAAAGUAUGCCAGUGUAUUUGCUGAUCCGGAGGAGUUACCACCUCUAAGGGGUGUUUUUGAUCAUAGAAUCCCAUUAAUUGAAGGCUCAACUGCAGUCAACAUUAGGCCAUAUAGGUAUCCAUUGAAGCAGAGAGAUGUUAUUGAACAACUCAUACAAGAAAUGCUGGAUAGAGGUAUUAUUCAAAACAGCUCUAGUCCAUUUGCUUCUCCUGUUGUUUUGGUUGGCAAGAAAGAUGGCACAUGGAGGUUAUGUGUUGACUAUAGAGAAUUGAAUAAUAGGACAGUAAAGAAUAAAUUUCCUAUUCCUAUUGUAGAUGAAUUAAUAGAUGAAUUGUCUGGAGCUGUUGUGUUUAGUAAACUUGAUUUGAGGGCUGGGUAUCACCAGAUGAGAGUUCACCCUGAUGAUGUGUUUAAGACUGCCUUUAAAACACAUACAGGACACUUUGAAUUCUUGGUUAUGCCAUUUGGCUUAACCAAUGCACCUGCAUCCUUUCAAGGAUGGAUGAAUGCCAUUUUUAAACCUUUAUUAAGGAAGAGUGUGUUGGUGUUUUUUGAUGAUAUUUUGGUCUACAGUCCUUCAAUAGAAGCUCAUUGGAGACAUCUUGCUGAAGUCUUUGAUCUCAUGCAAAAGAAUCAGUUGUUUGCUAAAGCCAGUAAAUGCUCUUUUGCUAUACCUAAGGUGGAGUAUUUGGGUCACUUCAUAUCUGCCAAAGGAGUAGAAACAGAUCCUAAUAAAAUUGCUGCAGUUAGUUCUUGGCCUACUCCUUCUUCAGUAAAGGAACUAAGGAGCUUCUUGGGGUUGGCUGGUUAUUACAGGAAGUUUGUGAAAGGUUUUGCUUUGAUGUCUAAACCAUUAACAGAUUUGUUAAAGAAAGGAGCUUGGGGAUGGCAUGAUGAAGCUCAACUGGCCUUUGAUCAGUUGAAAACUGCUCUUACUUCUGCACCUGUUCUAGCCAUUCCUAAUUUCAAGCUGCCUUUUGUAGUUGAAACUGAUGCUUCCAAGUCAGGUAUAGGAGCAGUAUUGAUGCAACAACAGCACCCUAUAGCUUUCUUGAGCAAAGCUUUAGGUCCUAGGUGGCAGGCUCUUUCUGUUUAUGAAAAAGAAUUGUUAGCUAUUGUGUGUGCAGUCCAGAAAUGGGAACAUACUUAA
Messenger RNA from Beta vulgaris subsp. vulgaris (sugar beet), 2799 nucleotides. RefSeq lists its product as uncharacterized. The coding region runs from base 1 to 2799 and encodes 932 amino acids. Gene Ontology annotation, molecular function: aspartic-type endopeptidase activity. The record is from RefSeq and is a predicted model, not a curated record. The transcript has a single exon. Gene Ontology annotation, biological process: proteolysis. NCBI's taxonomy places the organism in Eukaryota, Viridiplantae, Streptophyta, Magnoliopsida, Caryophyllales, Amaranthaceae.